UGCAUACAUGUCGUCCAACUUCACAUUCUCUACUACAACUUACUACCACAGUACGACGUGGAGUACCCUUCGACAGUCUAGAGACACACCUUCAACUUCCACAGGACGCAAGGUCUGGGUGCUUCAUUCCAAUACUACAACAAGAACCGCAACCAGCCGUAUCUUAGCGAUCUUACCGCUCUAUUUCCUUGUCUCUUUCUACACCUGAGCCGUUCGCAAGCCAUACUCAUGGCGCAACCCACUGACAAUCCUCUCGUCUCCUCCAAACCUUCCGAUAGUGGCCUCUCCGUAUCGCUCCACCCAUUAGUUCUCCUGACAGUCUCCGAUCAAGUUACAAGACAUUCAGUACGGCAGCAAACCGGGCCUGUUGCCGGCGCUCUGCUGGGGCAACAGAUCGGGCGUCAGAUUACAGCCGAGCAUGCAUUUCCCGUGUCUCUAGUCAAAAGUCCAGAGGGGCAAUGGCGGUUCAAUGCAGAGUGGAUGGAAACCAGGAUACAACAGUACAAGGAUGUGCACAAGUCCCCCGCCUUGGACUUUGUAGGCUGGUACACUCUCUGUCCAAGAGAUGGCCCUCUGCCGGAACUCAUCCCAUUGCAAAAGCAAGCCAUUACAUUCUACAACGACAGUGCCAUUCUUCUUGCCCUACACCCGGAACUUGUGAAACAGCCCGACACAGCCACGGGUAAGCUGCCCAUCACCAUCUAUGAAAGUGUAGUCGACGCCGAACACGCUCAAGAUGACGAGUCGAUGCAAGUUGACGGCGAAGAAUCGUCAGCAAUCAGAUUCAAACAACUGCCUUACACGAUCGACACCGAUGAGACUGAGAUGAUUGCUAUUGACUAUGUGGCCAAGGGAGCGGGCAGCGCGGCCAUGGUGGACGAGGCGGGAUCUACCGAACCAGCUGUGGCACCCGAGCAGUCUCCCGCGGACAAGAAGGGCAAGCAAAGGGCAGAUGACUCUACGCCACAGGAAUCUGAGCAAACGGCAGCACCGGCCAGCAGCGACUCCAGCAAUUUUCUCUCGCCAGAAGAAGAGGACCAGAUCGCCAAUAUAACCACUCGGCUGAACAGUGUCAAAAUGCUACAAAGCCGCAUAUCCUUACUUCGCGGUUUCAUCCAAUCUCUUCCUCCAUCAUACAUAUCCGACCAGCAGUCUGCGCAGUUGACUCCAACCUCCCCUGAUCCUUCUCACCUGUCGCAUCUGCGCAACAUUCAGGCCCUCAUCACUCGUCUCUCUCUACUCACGCCAUCGUCGUCGGCGGCGGCCAAGUCCGCGUCCUCUGCACAACAACUGGCACCUCUGGCUGCAGCGUCACAGGCACAGUCGAACGACGUGGCAUUGGCCAACAUGCUGGCCAUCAUAGGGCAAGAUAUCCAGGCCCUCAGCGAGCUGGGGCGCAAAUUCGCCACUGUCGAGGGGAGUCGCGGGCCCAAAGGCAGAACUGCGGUCGGAGCCAAGAACGGCGCCGGUAGCGGCGGUCCUGCAGGAGCUGGCCUGGAGGAAGGUAAUGGUCGCUUUGGCGGUAUUGCUGCCUCGGGCGGCGGGAGCGGGGUGGCAGUCUGAUUCAAUGCCUCAUCUUUGCCCGACGUGGGUGGCUAACUGGCUUCUCCAGCCGCGCUGUUGGAGGUUGCCACUACUCGUCCUCCUUAUCCAUUAGCAUGCCACACUCACUGCAUGCAUUGUCAGUACAUGUACAUUGUCACUUGGCGCGACCAACUGCACUAUCCCCUGCAUGUAUCGACACCUUGGCUGAUUACAACAAUACAUUCUCAAGUCAAUCGACAACAGCGUGGCCGGUUAGACUCUACGCGUUGCAUUCUUACUGCAGAAAAGGACACUGAGACAGCCUCGUGUGCCGCCAGUAUGGUCUUGCUGGUUGACUACCUUACAAGCUGCCGGGCAGGCGAUGCAGUAAUAUGGCGACCACGCGACAGCCUUUUGGCCCGAGUCAGCUCCACGGUCAAGGGGCGUUGUUGCGCUGUUAGUAAUGGACAAGGCAGGAAAGCCCUUUAUCUUUUGGAGAAAUCCUUGCAUCUUUACGAACUGGAUUUCAUUGGACCAUAGAGCAUGCGCAGCAGAUCCGGGGUUUACAAGGCACUGCACUGCUAGUGUCAUUCGGAUACGGCCACGGAUGAGACACGGUACCAAACUAGUACCAUACGUCCGUAGAAGAGGGCGUUCUGAGACUCGGCGCUUUUGACAGAAAGACACUACAGGCAACGAAAAGAAAAGAAAAGCAUUCAUGGACCUAAAGGUAAUCAUGGAGGUUCUCAAGGGUCUCUAUGAAUUGCUGUGUCUUCAUUCCCUGAGACUAGACUAAGUCCACCCACAUGCAUUGCUAUGUAGGCUAGGCUAUUGCAUCAUGCGAGGCCUACUCGCAUACUGUGUUCAAGUUUCGCAUACUGUCUUCUGUUCCCAUCCUGUUUGACUCCGUCCACCAAAAUCCAUGCGUUAUAGCACCGUAAUAUCACUGGCGCACAAAAUAAAAAAGACAUGGACACAAG
Exophiala dermatitidis NIH/UT8656 is the source of this 2504-nucleotide messenger RNA. RefSeq lists its product as uncharacterized. Lineage: Eukaryota; Fungi; Ascomycota; Eurotiomycetes; Chaetothyriales; Herpotrichiellaceae. The transcript is spliced from 2 exons. The coding region runs from base 229 to 1563 and encodes 444 amino acids. The record is from RefSeq and is a predicted model, not a curated record. Gene Ontology annotation, cellular component: COP9 signalosome. Gene Ontology annotation, molecular function: metallopeptidase activity; protein binding. Gene Ontology annotation, biological process: protein deneddylation.